GUACAGUGAGGAACGACCAACAUAUGGAAUAGAGGGAAGGUUUUGCAACCAGAAAUACUUAAUCUCCGUUUUGACCCCUGGAAAACGAUGGACACGCGAAUUCCUUCUAAAUUUAGACACCUUCAUAUCGGUAUUGAACUCCAAACUGCUGUUCACAUGUAGGCUUAUGUCGCCAGAAUAGCAUCGAAAAAGCGUAAGACCUUCGCUGAAGCUUUGCGUGUCCAUUUGCACUAUGCAGGGCAACACGUUCUAAGUGGACUGCGGCUGGCGCACAGACUCGCACAAACUCGCUUGGCACCAGCAGAUAGGGCCAGCAUAACAAUGGCGCAAGGGAAUAAUUUCUUAACCAUCCCAGAACAGGAGGGUCUUUUUACAACAACAAAGAGUGAGCGUUCUGGAGAGGACCGUAACAACUGUCUCGGAGAAGAUGAAGAUGACGAUGAAGCUGAGGACGACGUCCGGAUCAUACCGAGGUCCUCCCCCAUACCCAGAAAGCGCGGACAUUCGAUUAAUGACGAGACGGCAGAGUAUAUGCGAAUUCGUCUCGUAUUGCCUCCUAGAAGAGUAUCCUUUGCGGACACAACGGGGGCUGACCUUGUUGAUGUACGAGAGUUUGUUCCGUUUGAUUCUGAUGACGAGGAUGAUGCAAGAUGGGAGGAAGAGGAAACCAAGUACCAUGAAGCUUACCGCGAGCCGGUUUAUCGUUUGUGUCCCGAGUUCCAGCCACUGACUGGAACCGACCUUUUGCUCGCGGUCCGUACGAAUAAAGUAGAAGUAGAAAGCUUGACGCCCGUGCCAGAUGAGCCACUUUCCUUUGAGGGGUUGAUCCGUGUGCUUAACAUUUCUUUUCACAAAUCCGUUUACGUCCGCUCUACAAUGGACGGUUGGAUCACUUACUUCGAUUAUCCCGCUGAUUAUGUCCAAGGUUCCAACGACGGUGAGACUGACAAGUUUUCCUUUAGGCUAUCGUUUGCAGAACCUUAUCUAUUCAAUGGAGCGCGUAUAGAUUUUGUCGUGCGAUAUAAGACAUCCGAUGGCGAAUUUUGGGCGAACAAUUCCGGCAGGAAUUAUUCAGUAACUCUUCUGAAGUCAUAUGAAGGCACGGCAGAAGCCAGCAAGGAGGAAAAUCUAAUUAGAGGCAUACUUAAGCCUCCUAGGUACAGUAUGGAGGAUGAUUAUGACUUCGCUCAGGACAAAAAUGGAGGGGAUGUGGCCAGCACAGAGAGAGAGGAUGCAAUUGACGUUCCCUGCCCUGUGUGUCCACCCAUUGAACCUGAGAUUGACAUCCAGAUUACCAAGGCUUUGUCCAGUUCUCCCCCUAAAACCAAUGGAGACUCUACUCCAGCAGAAGGUAUUCUGCCAAGUGUGUAUGCUCCUUGUGAACAACCUCUGCAGGAUUCAGCUGAAACUUCACCACAAAUAAACCCUCCAGAAAUCGUAGUCCAAGUUACACAGUCAUUGUUACUCAAAGAAAACCUGAUACCAUCCAUUCAGGAAGUUACAGAACCAAAACCUGAAGUCCCAGAUAAUGACCAAUCAUCUCACUCUGCCAAGCCCAAGGAAAUUAUAGUUGACUCCCAAUCAGAGAUUUCAGCCAAAGUGCAUUUGGACUUGGACAUAACCUUACCAGCAGUGUUUUCAAGCAUCCAAAAGGAAGUGGAGGAAAAUAAGUUGGAGGAACUGAAAGAGGUUAGAGGUAAUGAAGAAAAACAGUCAGAAAUACAUAGAAGAGAAGUUCAAAAGCAAGAUGAGACACUUCAUAAAAUGGAAGUAGGUAAGCCAGAAACUUCAACACAGCAAUGUUCUUUUAAUGAUGGAAGUGCUGAGAUUGCAAGUAAAGAUGAAGAGUUUAGUUGUAGCACACAUGACACCUUGUUUGGAGAUGCACAGUAUCCCAGAGUGGAAGAAUGUGAAACAGAGACUGUAAACGAUGCUGCAGCAGUGAGAGUCAAGGCUAGCAAGAAGGAGAAGAUGGGUGAAAAGGUAGAGAAUGUGCAGGCAAGUGGAGAGGAAGUAGAUGUGGUGGCCGCUUGUACUGGUCAUGGAUUUGGAGUUGCCAACCUUGGGCUGACAGGAGGGGACAGAGUAACCCAUCAUCUUUCCAUGCAUCCAACUACUUCUGAACCUGAGGAACAUCUACAGACAAGAUGUGGAUCAGGGAGUGAAAUGGAGCUGGCUGCUGUCCUUCCUGCAGAUGUUGACGCGGCCUUUGUUUCUGAGAACAGAGCUCUCAAAGAGGAGAUUCCAACACCUGAAGGCAAGGGUAGAGCCUCAGAAAAGGAGAAACCAGUAUCAACCAUAGGAGACAUAUUACUCCAUGCUAGUGCGACUUCAUUUCAGACAGCAGAGAGUCAGGAAAGCCAGCUUUCAUUGUCCACUAACACUCCAGAGGUUUUUACUUCUUCCCAGCCUGAUGUGCUGCUGCGCCAGACUCUGAUCCCAUCCAUUGCCUUCUUCAGUGCUGCUGUCUGCCUGGUAGUUGGCUUCCAGGAGCCCAGCAUUUUCCUUUUCAUGGCACUAUUACUAUGUUCUCUAUGCCUCUGACAGCUUUUUUUCCCCUUUUAUUAAGCCAUAUCCUUCUCCACCUCCCUAAGAGUGCCUUUCUGUUUAAAAAAAAGAAAAAGAAAAGAAAAGCAAAUAUAUUUGGUUUCACAUUAGUGUGUGGUGUGUAUAUAGGAUACAGAUGUACUAGGAAAUAAUUAUUUAUGUAGAAAGUUAUUUUUGUAUGCUGCGCCUACAAUCUUACAGUAUCACUAUUUAGUGAGAAGUCAGAAUUGCUGGGAAAUCCUAAUUGUAAGAAAUUAAAAUCUGCAGUACAUUAA
Molecule: messenger RNA, 2822 nt
Organism: Electrophorus electricus (electric eel)
Lineage: Eukaryota; Metazoa; Chordata; Actinopteri; Gymnotiformes; Gymnotidae
Gene: ppp1r3f
Product: protein phosphatase 1, regulatory subunit 3F
Biological process (GO): regulation of glycogen biosynthetic process
Cellular component (GO): protein phosphatase type 1 complex
Molecular function (GO): glycogen binding; protein phosphatase 1 binding
Source: RefSeq, a predicted model, not a curated record